This is a messenger RNA of Arachis stenosperma, 627 nucleotides long. RefSeq lists its product as uncharacterized. NCBI's taxonomy places the organism in Eukaryota, Viridiplantae, Streptophyta, Magnoliopsida, Fabales, Fabaceae. The coding region runs from base 1 to 627 and encodes 208 amino acids. The transcript has a single exon. The record is from RefSeq and is a predicted model, not a curated record.
AUGGCAAUAAAGUGGUUCGACAGCUUGCCCCCAAGAUCAAUCACAAGCUUCGACCAAUUCGCCAAAAAUUUUCUAGCCAGGUUCUCCAUACAAAAGGACAAAGCCAAACACGCUCCAAGCCUGCUAGGAAUCAAACAGGGACACCGGAAAAGUCUCUGCAGCUAUAUGGAAAGAUUCAAUAAAGCAUGCCUCGACAUACAGAACCUUCCCACAGAAGCAGCCAUCAUGGGACUCAUCAAUGGUCUACGUGAGGGGCCCUUCAGCCACUCCAUAUCUAAGAAACACCCCACAUCCCUAAAUGAAGUGCAAGAACGGGCUGAGAAAUACAUCAACAUGGAGGAAAACUUCGGAUUAGGAGAAACCUCUAAAGCCGAAUUUUCCUAUCCACCUUGGGACAAAGACAAUGAGUCAAAGAAAAAGGAAGACCAAUCCACAGAGAAACCCAGGAAAUACCAUAACUAUACCCCUCUUCGGGUAUCCUUAGUAAACGUCUACCGGGAAAUAUGCAACAACGAAAAGAUCCCACCUCCUCGCCCAAUCAAACACAAAGGGGGGCGGAGAGUCGGACCGAAUACUGUGAAUACCACCGGAUCUAUAGACACCCCACUAAUGAAUGCUACGACUUGA